Molecule: messenger RNA, 1506 nt
Organism: Aspergillus steynii IBT 23096
Lineage: Eukaryota; Fungi; Ascomycota; Eurotiomycetes; Eurotiales; Aspergillaceae
Product: NAD-dependent succinate-semialdehyde dehydrogenase
Exons: 5
Coding region: 1-1506 (501 amino acids)
Biological process (GO): GABA catabolic process
Molecular function (GO): succinate-semialdehyde dehydrogenase (NAD+) activity
Source: RefSeq, a predicted model, not a curated record
AUGUCGUCUUUACAACUCAACGAUAACUCUCUUUUUAUCACCAAGAACUAUGUCGAUGGCGAGUGGCUAGAGUCGUCCUCAGGCGCUACAUUCCCGGUGACCAACCCUGCCAACAAUGCCGUAAUUGCGCGCUGCCCCGAGUCCACUGCAGAGGACGUCCAACACGCCAUCAAGGCCGCGGAAAACGCUCUGCCAGCUUGGAAGGCCAAGUCCGGUCGCGAAAGAUCGCGAAUUCUUCGCCAGUGGUAUGACCUUGUUUUGCAAAACGAGGAUGAUCUGGCAGCUUUGAUUACCCUGGAAAAUGGCAAGGCGGCAAGCGAGGCUCACGGCGAAGUCCUCUUCACUGCAAGUUUCUUGGAGUGGUUCAGCGAAGAAGCCGCUCGUGUCUAUGGGGAUAUCAUACCUGCAACAAGCCCGGGGAACAGGAUCUCGGUGGUCAGAGAGCCAAUUGGGGUCUGCGGAAUGAUUACGCCAUGGAACUAUCCCGCGGGAAUGAUCACCCGUAAAGCCGGUGCAGCAUUGGCAGCGGGGUGUACGACUGUCAUCAAAACAGAUGGAAGGACCCCUUUGACGGGUUAUGCUUUGGCUAUUUUGGCCGAGAGGGCUGGGGUUCCCCAUGGCGUAAUCAAUAUAAUCACAGCGUUGGAGAAUACGCCCAUCAUUGGCCAGACGAUGUGCAAAUCAAACACUAUUCGGAAGAUUUCAUUCACAGGGUCCACCCGGGUAGGCAAGAUUCUGAUGGAACAAUCAGGCAGUUCCUUGCAGAAACUGAGCCUGGAGCUGGGUGGCAAUGCGCCAGUCAUCAUCUUUGACGAUUCGAACCUGGAGCUGGCCGUGGAAGGCGUCCUGACAAGUAAAUUCAAAUCCACUGGGCAAACGUGCGUCUGUGCCAAUCGGAUCUAUGUUCAAGAUGGUAUAUAUGACAAGUUUGUCGCGAGACUUGUUCAGAGGGUUCUUCGGUUCAAGGUCGGAUCCGGCUCAGACAACAGCGUGACCCAUGGACCCUUGAUCGAAGCAUCUGCCGUGGCUAAAUCAAGGGAGCAUGUAGAUGAUGCUGUCUCAAAAGGAGCGAAGGUCUUGGCUGGAGGAAAGGAAUUUAGGACAGACGCUGACCCUAAAGGCCCUAACUUCUUCGAUCCCACGAUCUUGGCGGACUGCAAUGCGUCCAUGAAACUGGCACACGAAGAGACAUUCGGUCCUGUUGCCGCACUAUUCCGCUUCUCGAGUGAGGAUGAAGUCAUUCGAGCGGCAAAUGACACCGACGUCGGGCUUGCUUCUUACGUUUUUACCAGCGACAUUUCUCGGGUACAUCGAGUAUCUGAUGCCCUGCACGUCGGAAUGGUUGCCAUCAAUACAGGCGUGAUGUCAGAUGCGCCAGCACCAUUCGGUGGUGUCAAGCAUUCCGGACUUGGUCGUGAAGGCAGUAAAUAUGGGGUGGAAGAAUACACUGAGCUGAAAACUAUUAUGAUGGGAAAUGUAUAUGGAGCUGGACGUGCCAAUAUAUAA